AUGAUGUUGGGUUUCAACGUAUGGGUUCUGAUUUUGGAGUUCAUGGUUAGGGAUUUCGAUUUGUUUUCAUCUGUCUAUAUUGUUGUUUAUUCCAUUGAAAUGGUCAAUCGAAAAAGCAGAGCAGUGAGAAGACGUAUUUCAAUUGAUGAGGGAGCAUCUAGUGGGUGUAGCAGUGACGACAAUGAACAAGAGGAAGAAUUCCUCCUUGAAGAUAAUUCUUCGGAGGAUGAUGAAGAAGUUAUUGCAGCGAGAGAGAAAGUGAAAAACUAUGGUAGAGGUUGGAAAUCUGUGGCUCUACUGCAGGAAAGUGAUAAUGAUGAUAAUGGUGUAGGUGAAAAUGAGUCUGAAAGUGAUGGUGGCAGUGUUGAAGUUAAUGUUGGGGAUGGUGAAAUGGAUGUUUCAGAUGCUGAUAGUGAGUCAGAUGGUCCUAACAGUGAGUACUUAGAGUCUUCCGAUCCUGGUAGCUAUAGAGAUAGCACUGAUGAAGACGAAGACUUGAGAGAUGAUGCAAUUAGAAAGAAGAGCAAAUUUCCAAAAUUCAAAAAGGAUGAAGGCAUGACAUACGGUACACUAAGAAUGAACCUAAUAGGUGUAGAGCUAAAUGUGGGUGCUAAGGACUGUCCAUGGCAUAUAUUUGCAUCAUUUAACAAAGAAGUUGGUGGUUUUCAAAUUAAGACUUAUGUUCAUGAACACUCUUGUGAUCCUAAAAGGGGUUUGAAGAGGCUGACCACUAAGUAUUUAGUGUCGAAGUUUUAUGACACAGUUGCAGCCCAUCCAGACAUUAAGAUUAGAUACUUGAAGCCUUUUAUGGAGAGAAUUUUGGAGUUAGAUGUGAACUUGACUCAAUGCAAAAGGGUUAAAAAGAGUAUAUUAGCAGAUUUGGCAGGGAAUUGUUUGAAGGAGUAUGGUAAACUAAGGGAUUAUGUUGAGGAGCUUGUGGUAUCUAACCCUGGGACCACAGUGAGUUUGCUUACUGACAGGCAGAAUGAAGAUGAUCCACCAACAUUUAAAUCCUUUUAUUGUUGUUUUAAGAGUUGUAAGGAGGGUGUUCUUAAUGGAUGCAGACCAGUGUUAGGGAUAGAUGGUUGCUUUUUGAAAGGAUUGGUUAAAGAAGAGUUGCUAAUAGCAAUUGGCAGGGAUGGGAAUAACCAAAUGUUCCCAGUCGCUUGGGUUGUUGUAUUAGUUGAGAACACAGACACUUGGACUUGGUUCUUGAACUUAUUGAGGCAUGACCUAGGGACUGCUGAAGGUGAAGGCUGGACAUUGAUAAGUGAUAGACAAAAGGGGUUGGUUGGCGCUGUUGCGGAUACAUGGUCGAAAGCUGGACACAGAUAUUGUUGUCGUCAUUUUUAUGCAAACUGGUGCAAAACACAUGCUGGUAGGCAGUUGAAGAACUUACUCUGGGCCCUUGCAAAGUCAACAAACAUAUCUGAUUUUAAUUUGAAAUACAAGGAAUUGGAGAAGGUGCAUCCUGCUGCAGCAAAGGAUUUGAUGCUAGUUGAUCCCAAGUACUGGUGCAAAGCAUUCUUUAGUCCAUUUUCAAAGUGUGACUCAUGUGAUAACAACUUAUGUGAAGCUUUUAAUGGCACCAUUGUGGAAGCGAGAAGCAAAUCUAUCAUAUCUAUGCUUGAAGAUAUUAGAAGGGCAGUGAUGCGAAGAAUUAGAGACAAAAGAGUUGGUGUAGCAUCAUGGAAAAAUGAUUUUGGUCCUCUUAUCAAGAAAAAAUUACAGAAUAAUGUCAAAGAAAGUCAUAUGUGGGUGGCUGAAUGGAAUGGAGGAGGUAGCUACGAAGUGAAGUGUGGGAGAAGUCAGUAUGUAGUUCGAUUGAGGGAGGGGGUGUGCUCAUGUGGGGCAUGGGAACUUUCUGGAAUUCCAUGUCUUCAUGCUAUCCGAGCAAUACAUGACAAUGGUGAGAGGUCUGAAGACUACAUCAAUCUCUAG
Molecule: messenger RNA, 1941 nt
Organism: Tripterygium wilfordii
Lineage: Eukaryota; Viridiplantae; Streptophyta; Magnoliopsida; Celastrales; Celastraceae
Exons: 5
Coding region: 1-1941 (646 amino acids)
Molecular function (GO): zinc ion binding
Source: RefSeq, a predicted model, not a curated record